This is a messenger RNA of Rhododendron vialii, 2157 nucleotides long. RefSeq names its product purple acid phosphatase 15. Lineage: Eukaryota; Viridiplantae; Streptophyta; Magnoliopsida; Ericales; Ericaceae. The coding region runs from base 69 to 1829 and encodes 586 amino acids. Gene Ontology annotation, molecular function: acid phosphatase activity; metal ion binding. The record is from RefSeq and is a predicted model, not a curated record. The transcript has 7 exons.
GCAUGGCAGAAUUUUCCGGGGAGCGGGUGGCCCUACGAAAGAUUACGUGCUAACCGCCAUAAACCGUCAUGCAAGCCCACAGUUUAAUUAAUAGGGACGAAACACGCCUCCCGCGCUCUUCUUAUUCGCUCCUCUCUCUCUCUCUCUCUCUCUCUCUCUCACAUACACACACUCUCUCUCUCUCUCUCUACAGUGAGGAAGCCCUAGAUAUGCGUUGGACCUACGCGAUCGCGAUUUUGAUUCUUUUCAAUCUCGCCGCCGUUCGAUGCAAGAUUCCGACGACUCUGGACGGCCCGUUCGAGCCCGUGACCGUCACUUUCGACGAGAAAUUGCGAGGAAACGCAGUCGAUUUGCCCGACACGGAUCCAAGAAUUCGACGGCGCGUCAACGGGUUCGAGCCGGAGCAGAUAUCGGUUGCUCUCUCCUCGACCUACGAUUCGGUCUGGAUCUCUUGGAUCACAGGGGAAUCCCAAAUUGGCUACAACAUAAAGCCAUUAGAUCCUAAACGUGUUGCUACUCGUGUUCGUUAUGGGCUGAUAAAACAACCAAAACUUCCUCAUGAAGCCAGAGGCUAUUCUCUUGUUUACAACCAACUUUAUCCUUUCGAAGGGUUGCAGAACUAUACUUCCGGGAUCAUCCAUCAUGUUCGCCUAACAGGGUUGAAACCUAGCACAAUAUACUAUUAUCGGUGUGGGGAUCCUUCAAUACCAGCUAUGAGCGAAAUAUUCUCUUUCAAGACUAUGCCUGUAUCUGGGCCACGUAGUUACCCAGGAAGAAUUGGAAUUGUGGCAGAUCUGGGUCUUACUUACAAUAUGACAACCACAGUCAGUCACUUGAUUGGUAAUAAACCUGAUCUUGUCCUAUUGAUUGGCGACGUGACUUAUGCAAACCUAUAUCUCACUAAUGGAACUAGCUCCGACUGCUACUCUUGCUCAUUUUCGCAAACUCCCAUACAUGAGACUUAUCAACUUCGUUGGGACUAUUGGGGAAGGUUUAUGCAGAAUUUAGUUUCGAAAGUUCCUUUAAUGGUGGUAGAAGGGAACCAUGAGAUUGAAGAACAGGUUGAAAACCAGACAUUUGUUGCUUAUAGGUCUCGAUUUGCUUUCCCAUCGGAUGAAAGUCGGUCUUCAUCCACGUUCUACUACUCUUUCAAUGCAGGGGGAAUACACUUCAUAAUGCUUGGCGCUUAUGUUUCCUAUAAUAAAACAGCUGAUCAAUACAAGUGGUUGGAGGGGGACUUGGCUAGAGUGGACAGAUCUACAACUCCAUGGUUGGUAGCUGCUUGGCAUCCACCUUGGUACAGUUCCUACAAAGCCCAUUACAGAGAAGUGGAGUGUAUGCGGGUCGCAAUGGAAGAGUUGCUUUACUUUUAUGGAGUUGACGUAGUCUUCACUGGACACGUUCAUGCCUAUGAGAGGUCAAAUCGACUUUACAACUACAAAUUAGAUCCAUGUGGCCCUGUUCAUAUUAUGGUGGGUGAUGGGGGUAACAGAGAGAAGAUGGCAACUGAAUAUGCUGACGAACCUGGUAACUGCCCAGAACCUUCAACAACGCCAGAUACGUACAUGGGUGGCUUCUGUGCGACAAACUUUACAACUGGUCCAGCAGCUGGUAAAUUUUGUUGGGACCGGCAACCUGAUUACAGUGCCUUCAGGGAAAGCAGCUUUGGCCAUGGGAUCCUUGAGGUGAAAAAUGAGACUUGGGCACUAUGGACAUGGUACCGGAAUCAGGACUCGCAGAGUAAAGCUGGGGAUCAGAUUUAUAUAGUGAGGCAACCUGGUCAAUGCCCUGUCCGUCCCCAGGUUACUAAAGGCUGGUUUUCGAGCUAGGUGAGCUAUUAAUUUUGGAUCAUCACUACAGAUUAGUCAUCAGUGAAACCAUCGAAAGAUAGGAUUUUCAGAAAAGAUGAAUACCAACGAGUCUUAAAUACAAUGAAUGUAAUGGGCCGAGAGUACAUCAAUAAACGCAACUUAUGUAGGAUAGAAUCGUGCAGCAUCUUGCUGCCAUUGACGUGACUUGCCCCUUGAAAUACUGAAUCAUCCAAAUGUAGCUCACAAGCCAUGGAUGUGUUGUGUUGUACUGUGAAAUCAAUAAACAUGACAGUGCUCUAGCUGCACCGGUCGGCUCUUAUGGCUAAAGAAGAGAAAUUUUCGUGUC